Magnolia sinica is the source of this 1417-nucleotide messenger RNA. Its product is annotated as transcription factor MYB14-like. The coding region runs from base 190 to 1023 and encodes 277 amino acids. The record is from RefSeq and is a predicted model, not a curated record. The transcript has 3 exons. Lineage: Eukaryota; Viridiplantae; Streptophyta; Magnoliopsida; Magnoliales; Magnoliaceae.
AAUCUGAUAGCCGCCACCUCCAAGACUCUCUUUCCCUCCUCUGAGAAAUUGCUGGCAUCCAUUUUCAAAUUGAAUGCUAUUUUGGACUAGCUGUUGCAAGUUUUCAUUUGGGUUUCUAGCAUAUAAAUACCAAUGCCCAUCUGAUGCAGGAGUCUUGAACUUGUGGGAUUUGAUCUUGAUAUUGGAAAGAUGGUAAGACCACCUUGUUCUGAGAAUAUGGGAUUGAAGAAGGGGCCAUGGACACCAAAAGAGGACCAGAUAUUAGUAGCCUACAUUCAAAGGCAUGGCCAUGAGAAUUGGCGGGCGCUUCCGAAAAAAGCCGGCUUGUUAAGGUGUGGGAAGAGUUGCAGACUCCGAUGGAAAAAUUACUUACGACCAGACAUCAAAAAAGGGAACUUCAGCAGACAAGAAGAAGAAACAAUUUACAGAUUACAUGAAUUGCUUGGGAAUAGAUGGUCAGCAAUUGCAGCUCGGCUUCCAGGACGGACAGAUAAUGAGAUAAAAAACGUCUGGCACACCCACUUGAAGAAACGCCUGGACCGGAAUCGGGCGUCUCAAGCUGUAAAACAGUUGGUGGAAACAUCAAAAUGCAACGCAUACAGAGAAAGAGACUUGAAAGCUGUGAAUUUUCCGACCCAUCAGAGAUUUGGAUGUCCCAGCAUCACUACUGUAUCCCAGCAACAAUCCUCUAAUGAUUUCUCUUCAUCAGCCACCAUUUCCUAUGCAGUUACUGGCGAAAACCUUACCACGGCUGUCAACGGCCAGCACAUAGCAGAUGCCGAUGAUAAUCUAUGGUCGGAAGUUCUGUUGGCGGAAAACAACAGCGUGUCUGAGUAUUUUGCAGCGGCAGUGGAGGAUUCACCACUUCAGUUUCUAUUCUCUCCAGCUUCCCUGGAAACUGGUCAACCCAAGGAAGACGACAUGGGAUUUCGGGCAUGGGUUGAGCAAGGCUAUGAUCCAUUGUUUUCAACUCUGCCUGGUAGCGAUUACUCUAUCUGGUCCCCAGACCGGAUUGAGGGCUGAUGUCAUGUGAGCAGCUGGUCAUCCGCAUUCUUCCCAGCAAUCAUAAGGCUUCCUGUUUAAAUAGGAUUCAUAAAGCUGACUCCAUACGUUGGCGAAAAACUACGGUGAUCAUGAUGAUGGCGACAAUCUAUUGUUCUGCUAUAGGUGUGUCACACUUGAUGAAUUGAUCGGCCUGAUUUUUUAGCCAGAUCAUCUACAUGAUAGGGUCCAUCUGAUUAAUGGAUUGGAUGUCCAAUAUGCUGCUGGGAAGGGUGAAUUUGGGCUUACUAAAGCUCUACAUUCUUGAUCUGAUCACUCAUAAUUCGAGCAUGGGAACAUAACCCAGACUGGGAAAAUUCGAACCCGGCGGACCUAAGAUGCUGGGAAGAUCUCCUUGUUGAAGAAUGUCUCUCGU